CUGAAAGUUCUAUAAGGGCGCCUUCGGCGCAACAGUGCCCUAGGGUAGUCAUGUGGAGUAAUUGUGUUGUAGGUAGUGGAGUUGCUGCUGCUCAGAGUACUAACAAGUGCCCCAAUCACAGUAAAGACCGUAAUAAGAGAUGUACCCUUGAUGAUAAAGAUACAACCGCAGAGGCAGCUCCCGGUGCACCGGCAGCUCCCACCGGAAAUCCCCUGGAGAAAGGCCAAGUCUGCUACGGCGGGUACCACCUGGAAGUCUCCAAGUUUGGCCCCCUCCAUGGGAUGUACGCCAAUGGGCUCUUUGGCUUCCAGAUGGACAUUAGUCCCACCCAGUGCCUGGACCAACUGAGGGUAUAUGUCUACCACUGCUUCUACCAGCUCUAUUUCCUGAGGAAGCAAUGUGGAGCGGGGGUGGUGGAUGAUAAGGUUUUGGGCUGGAAAAGUUGUAGAUAUGGUAGUGGAGUUUACAUGGGUAGUGGAUAUAGCGCGAAAAAUCUGUGGAAGUGUGAGAUACCAGGCACAGGAAAUGGGAAUGAACACACGCAGAAAUGUGGUAUAUCUAGUGCUGCCGGUGGUGGUACGGCUGGAACUCAGAUAUCCCCCUUAAUGUGCUUCUUGUGUGAUGCUUUAUAUGGGAUGUGCUGUGGAAGGACUGUAGGAGCAAGUAAACAUUAUCCUGAAAUUGAAGAUCACAUUAACUGUCCAGCGGGGACACUUGGACACUUCGGCAAACCACCCAAACACUGCCCAGUACCUAUGGGUUGGAUACAGUCAGGUACCGGUGGCACAGACAAACAAAACCACUUCAAAGGUACGUCCCAGUACUCUAUAUGGCACCCCUAAGGCACUGUAUAUAUACACUAGGGGCACCCCCUGGGCGCCACAGUGACCAA
This is a messenger RNA of Babesia bovis T2Bo, 892 nucleotides long. RefSeq lists its product as uncharacterized. NCBI's taxonomy places the organism in Eukaryota, Apicomplexa, Aconoidasida, Piroplasmida, Babesiidae. The record is from RefSeq and is a predicted model, not a curated record. Bases 51 to 842 code for a protein of 263 amino acids. The transcript has 3 exons.